GGAAAAGUUACAGUAGUAAAACCCUUGAGUAGCUUCCAGCAGUGGUCAAAGAAGAAGAAGAAAACGACGAUCAACAAAGCCAGUAGUUUGCUAAGUCAUUAGAGUGUUCGCCAGUUAACUGCUUUAAAAUGGAUAACACGCAAGAAACCAAGGUUCUCUUGAAGCUUUGGGUGGAUGGAAAGAAAAAUCAGUUAGUUGCAGCUGAAUCCGGAGUAGAUUUCAUGGACAUACUUGUUAGCCUUCUCACUUUACCACUGGGAAUGAUAAUGCGACUCACUAAAGCAGAAGCUGGAGCUGUUGGUUGUAUGAACAACUUGUACCAAAGUGUUGAAAACCUUGACGAGGAAAAUCUGUUUGCAGAGUAUUGCAAAACCCUGCUGCUAAAUCCAAGGAAUCCCUAUCCAAAGUAUUGCAUGAAGUUGAAAGUUAAAUUGGAUGAUUCAGACUUCGAGAAGUAUUAUCAGUGCUCAAAUUGCUCAUUUAAGAGCUAUUUCAUGAAUGUAAAGUGCCAAUGUGGAGGGAAGACUAAUAAAGAGCAGUUUUUGAAAGAUUCAGUUGAAAAUAAUUGUCGUGAUAAGUAUGUAUUUCUCAAAGGAGGGAUAUCAUUUCUAAUCACUGACGAUUUGCAAUUCAAGUGUGCUUCUCCAAGCUCUCUUGUUCAGAUGCUUUCUAAUGUUGGCCUGAGUGAUAUGAAUCAAAUCGGGGAGAUGCUUGUAGAAGUUGGCAAGAAUGAGGUAAUUCGUCUACUUGCACGUUCAUUGAUCUCAAAGACUCCCUUGUCUGAUGUGUUUCUGCCCAAGCAAAAACAAAAAAGAGCAAGAGUAGACACUAUCUCAAUGUCCGAGUUUGGAAUUUUGUCGUCCAUUUCUGAAAAUGGAGCCAGUAAUAACACCAACAACAUAGAGCUGAAGAUAACACUAAGGAAGUCGACAAACAAGGUCUUGUGUGCAGAGGCAGGCACUGAAUUCAUUGAUUUUCUCUUCAACUUCUUGACCAUUCCCUUAGGAUCAAUUGAAGAUGCUCUAAAAGGGAGUUCUGGUUGGGAUCCAUAGAUAACUUGUACAAAAGUGUGGAGGCUUUAGAUUCGAAAUGGUUCAAUACAUAUGCAAAUAAAAGUGUUUAUGGAAGUACGGGGAAUCACAAUCUUAAGAGGAUAUUACUCAAGCCUGGUAUUGCCCCUUACCAUAAGUCUGAGAAUCAGCUACUGCAAAUUGGAACUGCAGAAACUUACGUAUUUGACCCAAUGGACCCUUUAAGGAGUAGUUUUCAGUAGGGGUGACACUUUGAGCCCAAACCCAUCUAACCCGCCCAACUAGCUCCGAGAUUAAUGAGAUGGGUUACAAACAUUUUAGCUCAUGGGUCAAUUUGGGUUGACCCCAAGUUAACCCAUUAUUUUUUAUAGCCCAUUCUGACCCAUUUAACAGCCCAAAUACAACCCAUGAAACUCACCAAAAACAACGGAUCUCAAUCUAACUUAUCUAGAAAUUUACUUAAUUGUCCCAAUUUUUUUAUUUUUUGUAUUUUUAAUUUCCUGUUCUUUUGUUUUUCUACACCACCCACCCCACCCACCCCCUACCCUCGCGCAAAACCCCAAAAAAAGUUUUACUUUUUAUUUUUAUUUUUAAAUUUUUGUUUUUUGUUUUUUAGUUU
Nicotiana attenuata is the source of this 1650-nucleotide messenger RNA. RefSeq lists its product as uncharacterized. The record is from RefSeq and is a predicted model, not a curated record. The coding region runs from base 129 to 1052 and encodes 307 amino acids. The transcript is spliced from 3 exons. Lineage: Eukaryota; Viridiplantae; Streptophyta; Magnoliopsida; Solanales; Solanaceae.